UAAUAAGUGAUAAAUGUGUGGACAGGCUCUUUUUCCGCAGUGUGGUUUUCAGCACAGCAUCUGGCGGCUGGGUUGGAAGGACGCACAAUGACGGAAACUGACAGGGUCUCGCUCAACAACGUAACCCACGUGCGUGGAAAUGGAUCGAACAACAAGGCUUUUGAACUAGGGGAUGACUUCAUUUCCGUUACUGGCAAUAACAAAAGGCAGGCUGAAAACACUCGAAAGGGACUGAGCUCAUACCUAAGCCUUGUUUCCAAGCGGAUUACUGCCACAGAGGAUUACAUCAAGGGUCACUCCCAAGCUUUCAAACUAUUUGUGCUGGGCAUACUUGGAGCAGGUUAUGUGGCUUACUUUAUUGCAGCCUGUGUUUUGGAUUUCCAGAGGGCCAUCGCUCUCGUCGUCCUAACCAGUUUGGCCAUUGCUGCUAAAUUGUAUGAACUCCUGAAGGAGCACAGAGGAGAGAGCAUCAGUCAGUGUUUCAGGCCCGCAGUUACAUUUUUAAAAUCUAACUUCAAAUGGGUUUUCAUUUUAGCAGCUGUGGCCCUGCUUGUUCUUUGGCUCGUCUUAGACACAAGCCGGCGUCCUGAGCAGCUGAUCUCGUUUGGAGGGGUGUGGAUGUUUGUCGUGCUUGUGUUCCUCCUGUCAGCACACAGGACAGCGGUGACAUGGAGGCCUGUGUUUUGGGGCCUCGGAAUGCAGUUCUGUAUCGGCCUUUUCAUUAUUCGCACAGAGCCUGGACUCAUUGCAUUCGAAUGGCUUGGAAAACAAGUACAGACAUUCCUCGAGUACACCCAGGCGGGGUCAGGUUUUGUUUUUGGGAACCUGAUUAACGACAUAUUUGCCUUUCAAGCGUUGCCCAUUGUUGUGUUCUUCAGCAGCGUGAUGUCAAUCCUUUACUAUCUGGGCAUAAUGCAGUGGCUCAUUCUGAAGAUCUCAUGGUGCAUGCAGAUAACGAUGGGAACCUCUCCCACAGAGACCUUGAGUGUGGCAGGCAAUAUAUUUGUUGGGCAGACCGAAGCGCCGCUGCUGAUCCGCCCGUAUUUAAAAAACAUGACCAAAUCUGAGAUCCAUGCUGUCAUGACUGGUGGAUUUGCCACAAUUGCAGGCAGUGUCAUGGGAGCGUUCAUCUCAUUUGGGAUUGAUGCAUCUUCCUUGAUAUCAGCUUCUGUAAUGGCUGCUCCUUGUGCUUUGGCCAUCUCCAAACUGUCUUACCCAGAGACAGAGGAGAGUCCUUUCAAGGAUGAAAACAAUAUCAAAGUGGCGGCUGGAGAUGAACAGAACAUCCUGGAGGCUGCUAGCAGUGGAGCCUCUGCUUCCAUAGGUCUUGUUGCUAACAUUGCAGCAAAUUUGAUCGCCUUUCUUGCCAUUCUGGAGUUCAUAAAUGCCUCUUUGAGUUGGUUUGGCGGUAUGGUGGGCUAUCCUUCAAUUACAUUUCAGGUAUAUCUUAAACAAAAUGAUUGCUCUUAUGUAUUCAUGCCCGUGGCCUUUAUGAUGGGAAUACCCUACGGGGAGAGUUUCACAGUGGCCGAACUAAUCGGCACAAAGCUCUUCCUUAAUGAAUUUGUGGCUUAUCAAAAACUAUCCGGACUGAAGGUCAACAGAGUCAAUGGGCUUGAUGAAAUUAUCGGAGGUGAAAGACAAUGGAUAUCUGUCAGGUCAGAAAUAAUCACCACUUAUGCUCUUUGUGGGUUUGCCAACUUGAGCUCGCUGGGUAUCAUGAUUGGAGGCUUGUCCUCUAUAUGCCCAUCCAGAAGAGGCGAUAUCUCGUCAAUGGUGUUGAGAGCUAUGAUCACUGCCACUUGUGUUUCUCUCAUCAACGCUUGCAUUGCAGGGAUCCUCUACGUUCCUCUUACUGACUGUGUGGAGCUGUUCAAGACAUCUGUGGCUUUCAAUGCCACAGAUGCAAAUAUUGGGACUUGCUGUAAGGACCUCUUUCAAAAAACUGUAAACAAUGGGACCGUCUACUUCGAAGGGCCUUGGAGCGCGGUAGCAAACGCCACUUUGUAUUUCUCUAAAUGUUGUCAAUGCUGCGGUCUUUCUGAUGUUGCGGUUUGUAAUUAGUGAUUUUCCAUAUUUUUAUAUUUCUUUGUAACAGUUGAUGUAAAAAUGUAAAGCCUAUAUGCAUAUCUUUUAAAGAUAAGCAUAUUUAAUAUAUUGUACAUUAAUUCAAUAUUGGAUUUAAUUUAAAGCCAUGGAUUAAAAGGAAACCCCUUCAGAAAUAUAGAUAUCAAUCAGUUUGAUGAAGUCAUACAAAAAUUAUAAACCUGAAAUGAAAA
Gasterosteus aculeatus aculeatus (three-spined stickleback) is the source of this 2279-nucleotide messenger RNA. Lineage: Eukaryota; Metazoa; Chordata; Actinopteri; Perciformes; Gasterosteidae. The record is from RefSeq and is a predicted model, not a curated record.